Molecule: messenger RNA, 11143 nt
Organism: Paramuricea clavata
Lineage: Eukaryota; Metazoa; Cnidaria; Anthozoa; Malacalcyonacea; Plexauridae
Source: the annotation of a GenBank genome assembly
GUAGUUCCAUUUGUCCAGAACGAAGAUUCCAAAUAUAAACUGUAAAUCAUUUUAGAUAUUUUAAUAUAUUUAUGGACAUCUUUGUUGUUUUAUUGUGAUGUUUAUUGUAUCAAAACUAAAAGAAGUCAUUGGACGUGGUUCUACUGGUGACAAGCGUCAGGAAGGGUAUAAGUUUUUUACAUAUAUUUAUAUACGGCAUUUUAAUACAGCAACGAAGUGCAAAUAUUUUAUAUUAAAUACUUUCAUUUUCCUUUGUGGCUGUAUAAUUAUUGUCUCAUUUAAAAUUUUCUUUAGAGAAGCGAUGAAAAGCAAUGAAGAAUGUAAAGAGGUAAAACCAAAGGUGGCUUGAGACUUUGAAUUAAAUCAAUUAAAGCAAUUUUUGUGAACAGUUCUGGCAUGCUGGUCGCUGCCAACCAGCCCACGUGUUUAGAAAUCUGGUUUUCAUUUGAUUGCUGACCAAUUGUUAAGUCGUGGUCACUGAUAUGAAAUACUCAGUAUCUAUCUUACCUUUAGUAUGCUUUAUGUAAAUCACACUUAACUGAUUAGAAAUGUACAUAGUCUUGUAUAGACCUGCUAUAUGGACCAUCAUUUAAUAUUCACACCUGGAUGAUAGUUUUGUAAUGCUUAAUGUUAUGCAAAUUAAAGUUCCAUUUCACGUCUAUUACGGAACUCACCGAACUGACACUGUGUUACAGGUAAACUACGUAAAGCGUUCCUCUCUUGAGUUUCUAAAUUGAUUGCAAUUUUCCUUAUUUCUUUUGCAAUUUAAAAAACUCCCUUGCAAAUCCCUUUAGGAAAUUUACAAUGUUGCUAAAAGCCAAUUAAAUUCUCCUCAGUUCCUGUUAGAAGUUCUUAACUUCCUGUUACAAGUUCCUAACUUCCUAUUCUGUUCUGGGCGUUGCAAUUGGCUAACAAAAAUAAUCGACCAAUAACAACGCCCAGAACAGCACAGGAAGUUAGGAAAUUAAAACAGGAAGUUAGGAAAAUUUAAAAUGAAGUUUGUUUGCAUUGGAAUAUUGCAACAGCCGAUAGGAACAUUGCAAAUUCCCUCAAGGGAUUUGCAAAGAGUUUUUUAAAUUUGCAAAGCUAAUGAGGAAAAUUGCAAAUGAGUUACGAAGUCAAAAGAGGAACGCUUCACAUAGUUUACCUGUAAGCAAGCCAUAGCUCAACAUAUAAUUGCUGUCACUCACACAAACAUCUACGACCACACCUACCAACCUCGUUCCCAGGGCUUUUCCUUUUGCACACCUACAUCUUUUUGCAUGUUUACAAUUCUAAUUUUAAACAGCGUAUGACCUUUCCCCUUAUAACUAAAAUUUUGAUCUGGACAAAAAUUUCAUCACAGCUUGAAAGAGCAUCUCAAAAUUAGUAAUGUUCCAAAGUUUUGUUGCAAAAUCUUGUAAAAUGCGGAUAAUAUAGCCUUGCGAAAUUUGCUGUUUUUCAGUCAUUUUGUGUUACAAAUGGGAAAUUGACAUCCGAUUCGGGUGUUGGGGCUUCAAUUUCCCGUUUGUAAUACAAAAUGACUGAAAAUUGCAAACUUUGCAAGGCUCUAUUUUCCUCAUUUUACAACAUUUCACAAUGAAACUUUGGAAUAUUACUAAUUUUGUGAUGCUCUUUCAAGCUGUGAUGAAAUAUUUGUCUAGACUUGCCUAGAUCAAAAUUUUUGUUAUAAUGUAUCGAUUAAUUCGAAAAUUCACCCCCCCCCCCCGGGCCGACCCCGGGAAUUUGAACUUUUUGAAAUUUGACGGAUCAAAUUCUCCACUCCCUUUCCAAAAAAUGUCAUCAAACGCCCCACUGUAACAAGAAAUUAAGCGUUCAAAUGCCCCACCUUCAUAUGAAAAUUAUGAAACAGUAAAUACAAAAAGUACAAAAUAUACGAAAUGUUUUUCGACAAGAUAGCAAAAUUCACGUAAAAAGUUUGGAUACCUUGUGGAAAUUUAAUAGUACAUAUACCUUCAAAUGAAGCACAUAGAUUUUCCAUACCCAUUUCUUUGAGCCAGUUUUUCACAAAAUUGAGGCCGUUUCCCUUGAAAUCUGAGAAAACUGUAUUUGCCGCCAAUGCGAAGUAUUUUCUGUGCAUGCAGGAAGCACGUGAAAACGGGCAAAAUUUUAAGACUUCCGGUUCAAAUUCCCCACCCCGUUAUCAAAUGCCCCACCACAUGAAAGACCUAGAAUGUCAAAUUCGCUACUCCCUGGAGAAGACUUGAAGUCAAAUUCCCGGGGUAUGCCCAGGGGGGGGAUGGUGAAGUUUCGAAUUGAUCGAUACAUAUGGGGAAAGGUCUAUUGACAUUUAAUUGUAAUUGUUACCACGAACUGGAUUGGCUGUUUAAAAUUAGAAUUGUAAACAUGCAAAAAUAUGUAGAUGCGAUUCCACAGUUUGGUGAUUUCUGUAAUAUUUAAUCAUUGUUUAGAAAGAAACGGAGGUAGCACAAUGUUCUGAGUUUGAAGAAAUGGAUACCCAAGGUUUGUUUUUAAAGAUGAGUAAAUAUAAAUAUAAAAUUAUGAUAAAAAUUUUUUAUACACCCUUUCAUAAAACAUAUGCUUCAAAGAGUCUCAUAUGCAGUGUAUUGCAGUCAUAAAACAACUUUCAAUACUUUCUAUAUCCAUAUUAAGUGCAAAAUGUGAUAUUUUUUAUUUCCAGACUUCUCUGAUUCACCAAUCUUAUUCUCUCAGGAGGACAAGGUAUAGUAUGUCAGCUGUUGUGAUAUGGAAAAUACUGAAUAUUGAUACUAAAAAAUGUUACCAAUGUAUUUUACCAAUACAAUUUUUUCCUGACAAUUUUUUGCCAUUAUUUCAGGCUCUGAGCAAGGGUUACCUUUUUGUACUUUGUUGGUGUUUAAUUAAUAUGUGAGAAGAUCUCUCAAACAUUACACACAUUUAAUAUUAAAGACUGAUGAAUAAAGAUCUACACCUUUACUGGAAUUCCAGGGAGAGCAAUCUAUAACUGAUGAACUAUCGAUAUUAUCCAUUUUAAAUAGACCUAGUUUCAUGAGACAAACAGUAAAAUACUGAAAUGACAGCCAUGUGCUGUUUAUCUUAAUGUAAAUACAGUGCAAUACAAUAUAAGAUGGUACAGUAUCUAGAGUAAAAUGUUGACCUCAAUUUCUAGCAAAGGAAAGAUGAGGAUGAAGAAGACGACGACAGUGAUUGUUAUGAGAUUGUGGAUAAAACUAGUAAGCACAGUAGCGUAGCCAACCUGACGAUUUAGUCCCACUAUGCAAAUAUUUUUGUGUUCAUUGACAGCUGUGAAAACAAUUAAUUUUUUAAAAUAAUGUGAAUUUUGUUACUGUAUUUAAUGUGAAUUGGUUUUUGGCAGUGGCAGAGUUAGAAAUUCUCUUCUAAGGUGUUUUUUUUUUGGGGGGGGGAUAAGACUCCUGAAUUACCAACUUUUAAAUUUCUGACAACCCCCCUCCCCCCCUUACACUCAAAAUCAGCCCUCCCCUGAUCCCCACUGAAAUUUCCACCACUGGAUUUAGGAUCAGAACUCUCUUUAUUUUUCACAUUAAACUGUAAUGAUACCAAAAAUGCGUUUUUGUUAUAGGCUUGGAAAAGGAAAAACGUACAAAGUAAGUAAAAUGGAAAUGAUUUGAACAAACAACAUUUUAAACUUAUAACAAAGUUAGAGAUAAAAGCUGUCUAUACGAAUUUAUGCUAAGGAACAUGAAGGACAAAAGUCGCUUGAGUUUGGGAAGAAAAAGACAAGUAUCUGAAGAAUCUGGUCAAGCUUCAAUAAACAACACCAGCAAUAAACAAAGACGAGUCGUCAAUGAAGAUGAAGCUUUAUCCAAAACAGAACAUCCAAAAAUUGAACAUGACAAGGUAUGAAAACGAAGCAAAUGCAAGCAACAACAUUGCUGCAAAUUGCAACACAUGUUUAUUUUAAUGCAUGUUCAGUAUAAACGUCUGCCCAUGUUGUUUCAAUAAAACUUUUGUCCGUUUUUGGAACCAUCUUCAACAAGCUACUCUCCAAGCGUAACAACCCACAGUACGUACCAGAAGAUUGUCUAGUAUUUUGUGUUGAUUUGAAACACCUUAAUCAUUGCUAUUGGCUUUCAUAACGCAUUUUAAUCUGCGUUCUCAUUCGCGUUUUAGUCCUAGUGAACUGUCCUACCGAUGAUGCGAGAUAUCUCAACAAAAUUUCACUUUGUUUUAGGAGCUAUGUUUACCCCGGGUGUACAAAAAGUCAACACGCGAAACUGUAGAAGAAUCAGACAGAAAUAAUUUCUACUAUGCUCCAAGACAUGUAAACCCUGUCUUGUAUACACCAGUAAUUGUUCGCAAGUUCGAGAGUUAUCGACGGAGGUUAUGUCGUGUGCAAUCUGAUUUAAGGUCACUUAUUCGUCCCCUGCAUUCCAAAGCGAUAGAUCCAGUCUCAGGACGGUCACGUGGUCGCGUUGGUGCGCGGGUGAAAAGGAAGAGCGUUGUGCCACAUUACAAAAAAUGGGCGGAACGCAAAAAAGAUAACGAUCCUUUUGUCGCUGCUUUAUGCGAGAUAUUGGCAGCAAUGGAACCAACACGUUCAGGUAAUUGGAUAGUGCAAUAAAGUAAAAUACAUCUUGCGUAACUUGGGUUUAAACAUUAGAGGCUGUGGAGUUUCUUUCCCAACAAAAAGAGUCACCCUGGUUCUUGUCAGAGAAAACAUUUCUAUUAAAUACUAUUCCUCUCCGAGUACUUUUAAUACUAUCAUAAUGGUAGAAUGUCCGAAUCAAAUAGUACAUCUGAAGUAUUCAACCCAUAUUUUUAGCUGCUGAAGUUGUGCAUAUCGUGGAUCCAUUCGACUCAGAAACGCCGACAGCAAGCAAACAACAGACGAAUGGUGUUUGUGCCAAGGUCUCCCCAAGAACAACAUCAAAAACUGCUGAAACAUCAAGAGAUAGGACCACUUCCAGGCCAGCGCAACAUGCUGACGUCAGCACGACCGACGACGAUGCCAUGGAAACUGUGAAUAAUGAUGUUGCUACGGAAGCUAGGAACUGCAAUGUUACCAUGGAAACUGUGGAAAAUGACGUUGACAUGAAAACCGUGAACAAAAACAUUACAAUGGGGACUGUGAAGAGAAAGGUUGUUAUGGAAACUGUGGAAAAUGACGUUGACAUGAAAACCGUGAACGAAAACGUUACAAUGGGAACUGUGAACAGAAAGGUUGUCAAGGAAACUGUGGAAAAUGACGUUGACAUGAAAACCGUGAACGAAAACGUUCCAAUGGGGACUGUGAACAGAAAGGUUGUCAAGGAAACUGUGGAAAAUGAAACUUCUAGCCCAGUUAAACCGGUUCUGGAUGAGAAACGUCGCAAAACCAUCUUGGAAGAAGCAAGUAGUGAUGAUGAUUUACAAAAAUUUAAUUUCCAACGACCCGUGUUUCCGGAGGAACCCAAAGUAGAGGAAGCAGAUUGUGUAGUUGUUGAAGCAGUUACAACGGUUGCUAAGGAACCAUCACGUCAGCAAACACCGGAGUGUAUCGAAUGUCCAAUGUGUUAUAAGGAAUUUCCCAAGGACACGAUUCAUCACCACGCCUUUCUUUGUAAUGGCGUAGAUGAAGCAUCAACAAGUUCUGUCAGGUAAAUGUUGCAUGCUUGUGGGCUCAAUUAGUCGUGUGCUUUUGGCUGCGGAGCAUGCGCUUGCAGGUCGGGAGAGACCCGCAAGCUGUCAGGAAGACCUGUUUUGUAGGCUACUUUUGGCUUAGAUGCAUGUUACAGUAACUUGCGAAUUUAAAAUAAUCUCAAUGCACGAAAUUGUGUCAUUCGCUUUUUUACAGUCACACGCAUAAUCAUCAACAAUGAUUAUGCUCUCUGAUAUAUUUCGCGAAAUUAUCAGCUUUUCUGGCCGCAUAAUUACGAAAAUGAAAGCAUUUACAAUCCCUUAUUCGCUUCCUAAUGUAUUACUUAACAUACAUCUAAACCAAAAGUCGGUUGAGUUCUCACAGUGUGACUGUCUUAAAGCUAUUAGCAAACUUUUCUUUAGGGAAAAACUGUAAGAAGUUUACACAUUAUGUUAAAAUAUAAUUUCACACUUUUAUUCUAAAUUUUAAAAGAUGUUAUUAUCGAUAGAGAGUUUAUUGUGUAGAUUUGCUAUCAUUUCUUUCUACAGGUUUUCUUACAAAUCAUUGCUCACAUCGGCAUAAGCACGACUUUUGUUUAGAUGUAUGUUGAGAUCUUGAACAGGUUACAAUAUUUCACUUCUUUUACGGGCAUGUAAACGUUGCCUAUAUACAGAAAGCUUAAAUUUCCAAAGCAACAUGGCCUUUCGGGUGUGUGGUAAGCGUGUACAGUAUACGUUUCUGUAGUUGAAAACAAAUAAAACUCCUUGACUGCCACUGACUGACGCCAUCACUGUGUAGCUCAGAGUUGUAUGAGUGAAUGACUUGACUCCGACUAAAUGACAUGACUUGACGUGACUUGGAUUUGCAAAAUAAGACCUGUUAACAACUGUGGUCAUUUUUUUCCAGUAGAAUAUGAUAUUGUGUAGCAAAUGUGUCGACUGAGAGAAUGUUGAAACCAGAUUAUGUUGAAAGAGCUGCAUUGUUUAAUAAAGCUUGUUUCUAUUUGGCCAUAACUGUCGUGGCCAAGUCAUUAUCGACGAUGUGAAAUAGUCUGGAUCUCUUUUGUAUGCUGUAUGCAAAUCACUCUUUACACUGAUUGUAGAGAUAUAUCCACACUCUAUUACAUCGAUCACCUUGAUAUGUUCACGACAGUUAGACUAAAUCAGGAAACGAGGCUUCUCAUAAAGCAAUCUGGAAGCAUUCGUCUCACUUGCAGCUGAGAAAAAAUUUCACACAAUUAGAUUCGCUCCCUAUUAAUGAGCCGAGGUGAAGCGGAGACAUUUCACUUAGCCAGGAUUAUAAUAUCAAGGUUCGAACCUUGUUCUUAGAACGGUUGAUGUCCAGGAUUAUAAUAUCAAGGUUCGAACCUUGUUCUUAGAACGGUUGAUGUCCAGGAUUAUAAUAUCAAGGUUCGAACCUUGUUCUUAGAACGGUUGAUGUCCAGGAUGGUCAAAUGUCUCCUGUCAUAAAAACCCGAACUCCAACAAAAGUUAAAGAACUUAAAUUAUUAGCAAAUGUAGAAACGAAAGCAAAAGAAGUUGAAAACAAGGAAGUUAAGAGGACAGGGGAAGCUAAUGUGAAUAAGAAACGAAUUCCCCUGGAGCCUAGGAUUCGGCUCAAACAUGUUGAGACUGCAGGGAUGAAGUGUGGGGAAUCAAUGACAAAAAGAAAGCAAACUGAUAUAAAAGAGAAUGAAAAGAACGAAUCAACACCUCGACAGAGCAUAAACCAAACGUAAGUGUCUUUCAUUUGUUAGGGUGUAGGAGAGGAGGCUGCCUCUUUCUUGCCUUGUUCCGAGAGUCGUGACAAUCUAUUAGAAUAUACGUACUAUACAACGAACGUUUGCUGGCAAAGUGUAGAAAGUUUUGCAUGAAAAAGGUUUUCUACAAAUUUGUUGGAAAAUCACACCUCCGCUGUAUCUCGGUUGUUAUAUUGACGAGUUUCUCCGACUAAAAAUUGCUUAUCCUAAUUCAUGGGCCUUACUAAGGUAGUGAUUCUUUAUAGCGACCCACGAAUAGGUGACAAGAAUCUCCCCCUUCCCUCUCCUAUGUUCCUGAUAAAUUGAGAAUCUAAUUUGUUUUUGUUUGAAACAGGUUGCAUCGAAGGCGUUUAAGUAAUACACGUACGUUUGUUUGUUUUCUCAAUUGAACUUUGUGAACUUCAUUUCUUUUUUCAUAAAAGAAAAGACUAAACGAUAAGACAACAAUAUGAAUAUUUCGUGAAAACUGACGUUUACUUCGUAUAAUGUUGAUUUUUAGGUAAAAAUUUGGAGAAGAGCUCAUGGCCGGAUGUCGCUUGCUUGAAGAAGGAUUUUCUUCCUCUAGAAUUUGUCGAGCAAGAGGUAAGUGAUGGUUUUUAUGAUGGUAUACAUCGAAUCAAGUAAUCAGUGCAUUGAUUUUAGCACACCCUCAUGACUCAUGAGCGAAUAGCUUUUCAUCUUAAGUCAUGAGAGCGAGGCUCCCAGGCCAAUGAAUUGUAUUUGUGACGUAGUUAGAGACCUUAUGAUCGACGUUGACGGCAGACCGCAAACAGUAUUCUGGGUCAACUCGUAUUUUGAGUUGCUGUUCGAAGUCAGGACAAUUUGUGCAUCAAAAUUGAAGCAUGAAUUCUGUUUGCUGGUUGAUCCGGCAUUCAGAUAAAUGAAUUUUACACCAUUACUUUGAUUACGCAGAAUGAAAAGAUCCCUUCAAAAGAUGUUCACAAGGUGCUUUCACUGGUGGAUGCAGAAUCUACAGAAUCAUCAGAUGAGGAAUUCAUUACAAAGAAACCUGUUGCCUCGAAAAGAAAGGUCUGGAGUUGAAAAUAUAACUGUCUGAUUUUGCCUUAGAGUGCUUCCAAUUAUCCUUUCUCACGCUCGAUUUCCCCCCAUUUUAAGGGGUACAGCCUCUCCCACGUUUGAGAGUCUCCACACCACAAAAUACAACUUUUUAGUAUUGUGUUGUAUAAUGAUAAAUUUACAGUUACAACUUUUAGAAGUCGUUUUUCACGUUGUUUGAAUUGUCUAGAAUAUUUUACGAGGGCAGACACUACCCCAAAAAUGACGGAUUUUGGCCUUCCUGAGAAAGGCGAAUUCCACUCUUCCAAACACCAUAUGCCUUUCACUGUGGUGCUCCUUCCUGUGGUAAUUAGGUUCCUUACGAUGUAGGAGGUCAUUAGAUUGGCUCAGUAUACUGAAGUGGAAAUCCUCACAACCAUAAAGCCCCUGCUUUUACUUGCCCACCUUGUAUUAAAUUCAUACAGUGCAAAUUUUCUUUAUAAUACGUUAUUAGAAUGAAUUUGUUUUGGCCGUCGUCGUCGCGUUGCCGUCCUAAACUGAUAAAGCUAUUCAGUAUAAAUAAAGUUUAGUUUAGUUUGGAUUCAGUUAACACAUAUACAUGCAUGUGACUAUGGUCAUAAAAAGCCCAGCGUAAAGCAGGUUUUCCGUAAAAAUAACCGGGAAAAUAAAAGCAGAACUUCGAUGUUUCGAGCGCAGGCCCUUUAUGGAGGCGCAGGCCUUUCUUCCCGGCGCAGGCCAUUCAUCCCGGCGCAGGCCGUUUAUCCCGGCGCAGGCCCUUUAUCGAGACCUCGACCAAAGGCCUUGGCUCGAAACGUAUCUCUCUCAAUUCGCAGUUGUGAUCGUCGCUACCUCCACAGCCACAGACGUAACGUCUGCACACAGGCUACUACCUCCACUGACUGCUCGAUAUUGAAUACUCUAGAGUAUGGAAGCUGAUGACGAAAUGAGUGCAUUGUCUCUGAUGGCCACUGAUUAUAAAGGUCGUAAAAGGAAAAAGGAUAGAAAUGUCAAGAGUAAUCCAAAGAAAGUCAAGGUUUCUUCAGAGGACGAAAUUGGUACAGUACAUUGUUUUAUUUGUGGAAAAGAUAUUCCUCGGUUGCAAUUUACCGAACAUGUUAAUGAAGAGAUUGCAAGACAGGCGAAAGAAGACGAAGAGAAAGGUACGCUUGGGAAGUCUAAUAAUUAUAAGAGGCGCGCCCAAUGGAAUGUAUCGUAAAAAACUGUGUUAAAAAUUGCAGCAAACAUUACCUCGGGUGUUUUAUUUUCCACAGAUUCUAAUUUCUCAAUGAUGUCAUCUAUGUCACAAAAUUCUCAGUCUGAUGGAACAGACGAAAACACAACAUCACAUUCCAGGUAGAAUUAUUUUAUCCAGUUUCAUGUCAAAAAGGAAAUCAGCACUAAAUUGUUGUUUUGAGAUUAACCAAUCAAGUUUAAUUAAGUGCGUAUUAAACCUGGUAGUGGAAGCCGAGUCUGAACCUCAUUGCAUUAAUGCAUUAUUUUACUACAAAUUUUCCUCAGGCUUCCUUUACCAGACCUGGCUGAAGGAACAACUUGGUCAACAAACAACGAAGCAGAUUCAACAUCAAAAACAUUCAAACCAAUACAGGAAGGAUCUGACUAUCAUAAACAAUUUUCAUUUUCUGAUGAUAAAGGUCAGUCAGAUCGAAACAAGGGAAAGGGCAGAGGACGGCGUGGGAGGGGGUCGUCGUGGCGGAGGAAGUAGAAUCCAAAAUAUAAGUUCUGGGUCAGUUGUACGAAGCGGCAUAGCCAUUUUGCAACCGUUGUAAAAUACUUGGAAAGUCAUAAAACUACGAAUAUGAUCUCACAAUUAAUAGAAAGAAACUUUAAAUUUGAUAUACUAAAGUUUAAAUUGGGCUACGCUAGUCAACGGCCAAUUUAAGAAAGCUUGAAAGAAUCACCAUCCAGUGGACAUAGCGCUAUCCAUCUUUCGUACAACCGACCCCUGUAGAUCUACUGCAGAUAGUUCAUCUGUUUAUACAAUAUUGAAGAUAUGACCACGGCCAAGGCAAGGAUUUGAUCAAUACUGAAAAUAUGAUCACCGCCAAGACAAACAUUUGAUCAAUACUUAAGAUAUGAUCGCCGCCAAGACAAACAUUUGAUCAAUACUGAAGAUAUGAUCACGGCCAAGGCAGGCAUUUGAUCAAUACUUCUAUUCAACAAUUGUUCAAUCAGCAUUUCUCACGCCAUGCAACCAGGCCUUAUCAGCCAGUUAUGGGUGGCAAACUUCACGGGGAAAAUAGACGAUCUUUUCUCAAACUGAAAAGAAAUAUAAUAAUUGCCAAAAAAUACAAGGUGAAGGGCAUUUCUAGUAUAAAGUAAUCUUUGACAAUUGUCUCAUGGGUUUCUUAAUUUUAAAAAUAUUUUCACUAAGAUAGUAAGAUUAUAUUGCUAGUCUAUAUGGGCGACCAGCAUUAAAGCAUUGACUCAAACGACAGGCCAACUUAAGAGAAACAUUUAUAAUCUUAUGUUAAUAGGUCAACAUUUUUAGAGUAUGCAUUGUGUUGCUAUACAUUUCAAAUGUAUCCACUGUAAACUUCGUUUUGUUAAAUACUGAAAUAAACCAGUGGUGUAUAUAACUUUCUACUAAGGGUUCAAAAAUGUCAAUUACACACUCGUACAAUAAAACGUUGACAUGAAUGAUUAUUUCCUAAUAUUAUAUAAGCCGCUAAUACGGGGCUUUUUCGUGAUUAAGAUCGCUUUGCAAAUUGUGGUUUAUAGUACCAGUUAAACUUCGUAUAAAGCUUCAAUUUUACUAAAGGGUGAGGUUUUCAGCUUUUGUAUUAUAGUACUGUAUGUAAAAAAUGUAG